Molecule: messenger RNA, 531 nt
Organism: Podospora anserina S mat+
Lineage: Eukaryota; Fungi; Ascomycota; Sordariomycetes; Sordariales; Podosporaceae
Exons: 2
Source: RefSeq, a predicted model, not a curated record
AUGGACGUCGUCCUCGAAGUUUGCGAUACCUUUCUGUUCGAUUACAUGUACCAAUGGGUGCUCCCAGCGCGUCCAGCUCCAUCCGGCCUCACAUCCCAGACCUUUGCCAAUGGCACUUCCAUGUCAACAUGGCAGUACAAGCCCGCGACAGAGUACCUGUACCUGACACCAUCACAAGCCGCAUAUGGCAGUUUAUGGGCUAGAGAUAACAUCUGGCGCCAAGGAGUGUCGCUGUUCCUCAUUCUCUGGAUCUUCGGCUUCCUAGUCUACUUCGUCUUCGCCUCCCUCUCCUACCUCUUCGUCUUCGACAAGAAAACCUUUGAGCACCCCAAGUUCCUCAAGAACCAAAUCUGGCUCGAAAUCAAGCAAGCCAACGAAGCCAUGCCCAUCAUGGCCCUCUGCACCGCCCCCCUCCUCGUCGCCGAGGUCCGGGGUUACGGCUUCCUCUACGACACGCUCGACGAAGCCCCCUGGCCGUGGUGGAACUGGUUCCAAAUCCCCCUCUUCCUCUUCUUCACCGACUUUGGCAUC